UUAAUAUUCUUCCAAAUACAAAUACAAAUACAACUACAACAGUUACAUUUCUCAGCUGUCACAUUUAUAUCUUCUCCUCUUCCACUCAGGCUCACAAGCAAAACAAAGCUGAGAGAUACGGAUUUCAAACUCAAUAAUGCAGGAGGUAAGAACAGUACGAGUAGGUAAUGUAUCAGAUCUGGCAGCUGAGAGAGAGGUUCGCGAGUUCUUCUCGUUUUCCGGCGAGAUUGACCACAUUGAGAUUCGCCGAGAACAAGGACAAUCCAAGACUGCCUUUGUUACAUUUAAAGAUCCGAAAGCGCUUGAAAUUGCUUUGUUGUUGUCGGGAGCAACCAUAGUGGAUCAGAUUGUAAGUAUAACGCAGGCAGAAGACUAUGUUCCAUCAUCUGAGACUCGGGAAGUCAGGAUAGUUGAUAAUGCUGUGAAUGUUGCUGGAGAAAGUUCUUCUCCGCUUGCUGAGGCCAAACCUACUUCUCCUAGCAAUGGAAGGGUGAACGGGAAAGUAUAUAUCAGUAAAGCCCAAGAUGUUGUCUCAAAUGUGUUGGCGAAAGGUUCAGCUAUCAGACAAGAUGCAAUGAAUAAAGCCAAGGCAUUUGAUGAGAAACAUCAGCUAAGAGCCACUGCAUCUGCCCGAGUCAUUUCCUUUGACCGAAGAGUUGGGCUAACAGAAAAGCUUACGGUUGGAAUUUCUGUUGUAAAUGAGAAAGUUAAAUCUGUUGAUCAAAGGCUUCAAGUGUCAGAUAAAACGAUGGCUGCAGUUAUGGCAGCAGAACGGAAAUUGAAUGACACAGGAUCAGCGGUCAAAUCAAGCAGGUAUGUUAAUGCUGGAGCUGCCUGGCUGAAUGGUGCUUUCAGUAAAGUAGCUAAGGCAGGGCAAGUUGCUGGUACAAAAACGAGAGAAAAAUGGAAUUUUGCAUUGUCAAAUUUGACAGCAAAGGAUCCUUCUAUUGUUGCCUAGAUCAUAGACGAAUGUAUAUUGGAGUUGCUAAGUUGCCUCUGUCAAAUAGCUCGGGAUUCCAAUAACUAUUUCCUUGCACAUCUAGAAAUUGGGAUCUGGUAUGCAGAUCGUCUGUGUCAAAUUCAAGCAAGUUUCAUCUGUGAUGUGAUUUUUCUGAUUGUUAAUUUUUCUUCCCAUUUUAUUGUGGAAUGUGGAGUGGUGUGGUGUGGUGAAUACAACUAUACGAGAUUAUGUAAUUCUUUUGUUUGUAAGCCUUCAAAUUCACGAUAGUUAGGAGCUUGUAUUGAUAUCAUAUCUUUCUUGGUGAGGCUGAAUUUUAUUAGAGAGAUUUUAGACUCUUGAUGUUUAUAUUACGAUGACAUACAGCAUAUAUUCCACUCUU
Solanum pennellii is the source of this 1340-nucleotide messenger RNA. Its product is annotated as binding partner of ACD11 1. The coding region runs from base 137 to 958 and encodes 273 amino acids. NCBI's taxonomy places the organism in Eukaryota, Viridiplantae, Streptophyta, Magnoliopsida, Solanales, Solanaceae. The transcript is spliced from 8 exons. Gene Ontology annotation, molecular function: RNA binding. The record is from RefSeq and is a predicted model, not a curated record.